Molecule: messenger RNA, 4735 nt
Organism: Eublepharis macularius
Lineage: Eukaryota; Metazoa; Chordata; Lepidosauria; Squamata; Eublepharidae
Gene: DACH1
Product: dachshund family transcription factor 1
Exons: 11
Coding region: 1-1980 (659 amino acids)
Source: RefSeq, a predicted model, not a curated record
AUGGCCGUGCCGGCGCCUCUCCUGCCCCCGGCCCCGCUGGUGCCCCCGCCGCCGCCGCCGCCCGUCGCCACCUCGGCCGCCUGCACCGCCACCACCGCCAGCGCCAGCACCACCACCCCCGCCGCCGCCUCGCCGCCCGCCGGCGCGCCUUCCGCGGCCGCCGCCGCCGCCGCCUCGUCGGGGGGGAGCAGCCUGUUCCGGCCCGAGCCGGCCGGCGUCCCCGCGGCCACUUGCAGCCCGGAGAGCAGCUGCAGCGCCAGCCUGGGCCCCGGGCCCGGCCCGGGCAGCGGCGGAGCCUCCAGCGCGGCGGGAGCCGGGGCCGGGGCCGGCGUGGGCUUGCCCGUCCCCGGGGCGGCCGCGCCGGGCAAGCCGGUGUACUCGACCCCGUCGCCGGUGGAGAACACGCCGCAGAACAACGAGUGCAAGAUGGUGGACCUGCGGGGCGCCAAGGUGGCCUCGUUCACGGUGGAGGGCUGCGAGCUGAUCUGCCUGCCGCAAGCCUUCGACCUCUUCCUCAAGCACCUGGUGGGCGGCCUGCACACGGUCUACACCAAGCUCAAGCGCCUGGAGAUCACGCCCGUGGUCUGCAACGUGGAGCAGGUCCGCAUCCUGCGCGGCCUGGGCGCCAUCCAGCCCGGCGUCAACCGCUGCAAGCUCAUCUCCAGGAAGGACUUCGAGACCCUCUACAACGACUGCACCAACGCCAGUUCCAGACCUGGACGGCCUCCUAAGCGGACUCAAAGUGUCACCUCUCCAGAGAAUUCUCACAUUAUGCCGCAUUCUGUCCCCGGUCUCAUGUCUCCGGGAAUCAUCCCACCCACAGGUCUCACAGCUGCAGCCGCCGCCGCCGCAGCUGCCACCAAUGCCGCCAUUGCAGAAGCAAUGAAGGUGAAAAAAAUCAAAUUAGAAGCUAUGUCAAACUAUCAUGCCAGUAAUAAUCAGCAUGGAGCAGAAUCCGAGAAUGGAGAUCUGAAUUCUAGUGUGGGCCUGGAGCUUCCUUUUAUGAUGAUGCCGCACCCACUCAUUCCAGUCAGCUUACCGCCCGCCUCUGUCACAAUGGCCAUGAGUCAGAUGAACCACCUUAGCACCAUUGCAAACAUGGCAGCUGCAGCACAAGUACAGAGUCCUCCCUCGAGAGUCGAGACGUCUGUGAUUAAGGAACGAGUCCCAGACAGCCCUUCUCCUGCUCCAUCCCUUGAAGAGGGCCGAAGGCCCGGAAGCCACCCGUCCUCUCAUCGCAGCAGCAGCGUUUCCAGCUCGCCUGCGCGAACUGAAAGUUCUUCAGACAGAAUCCCUGUCCAUCAGAACGGACUAUCCAUGAACCAGAUGUUAAUGGGUUUAUCACCGAAUGUUCUACCUGGCCCCAAAGAAGGUGACCUGGCUGGCCACGAUGGCGGUCAUGAUUCAAAAAGAAUGCACAUGGAGAAAGAUGAGACCUCGCUCUCCACACCAACCGCAAGAGACAGCCUUGACAAACUUUCGCUAACUGGGCACGGGCAGCCACUACCUCCAGGUUUUCCAUCUCCUUUUCUUUUUCCUGAUGGAUUGUCGUCCAUAGAAACCCUUCUGACAAAUAUCCAGGGCCUGCUAAAGGUUGCCAUAGACAACGCCCGAGCUCAAGAGAAGCAGGUCCAGCUGGAAAAGACAGAGCUCAAAAUGGAGCUGUUCAGGGAACGAGAACUGAGGGAAACACUCGAAAAACAGUUGGCGGUGGAACAGAAGAAUAGAGCAAUAAUUCAGAAAAGGUUAAAGAAGGAAAAGAAAGCCAAGAGGAAAUUGCAGGAAGCACUCGAAUUCGAGACAAAGCGGCGAGAACAAGCAGAGCAGACAUUGAAACAGGCAGCGUCCACAGAUAAUCUCAGGGUCCUAAAUGACUCUCUGACCCCAGAGAUAGAAGCUGACCGCAGUGGGGGCAGAACAGAUGCUGAAAGGACAAUACAAGAUGGAAGACUUUAUUUGAAAACUACUGUUAUGUACUGAACUUAACCUGUUGACAAAACGUGUGCUACGGUAAAGAACUCUGCAGUAAGAAAUUGACCAUUCCCGAAGUUCUGCAAAAAAACAAAGGUGCUUUCCAGGCAACGUGGCCACUUCAUGUAUCCGUGUGUUCUGCAGAGGUUUUAAGCAUUCUGCCAAGAGCAUCCUCCACUAGUUUGCAAGGGCUUUGCCCUAUGAUGCAGAGAACAUUUCUACACCUUAUGUAGCACUCUUCUCAACAGCUAGCUGACUGCAGCUGUUGUAUAGACCGGACAGAGAAAGACUUUGCAUUCCCUUUUCAGUGGAAUGAAAAAAACUGUGUCCUCCUCUGAUAAUCUGAGCACAUCAAGCAAAUCUUCCACAAUGGCUGCUUCUAUACCGAAAGACUAGUAUGCCAUACGUAAACCAGCAAGAGAAUACAGAAGUGAACUUUUCUCUAAAGGGGCAUAAGAAGAUUCUUACAAACACAAAAUGGGAAAGAGAGGGAACAAAUCAAAAGUUACACACAUUUUAUUUCAAAUUCUAGGAGAGGGUCUUGUUUCCCUUAUAGACACGUUUUAUCCCACGUACUUUUACAAGAGACCAACACAUUGCAGAAGCCGAAUACAAUUUUAUCUUGGGAAAAGAGCCGAAUGUAAAUUUUACUGUUGACCAAUAGUCUUUGCUUAAAUUAAAAUAAAAAAGGUUUAUAAGUUCUCUUUUGAGUUGUGUGGGAGGAGAAACAACAACAAUACGUUGCUUCGUACUGAAACUGUUGGUCAGGUCAUGUACAGUAUAUAACCACCAACCACACAGAGAAGGUAUUAUGUAUGCAGUAGAUUACUAGAUUUUAGGAAAAUGACAAUUUUAGAUAACAUGUUUUGUCACCCUGUUGGUCCAAAUGACACCUUUCUAGAUUUAACGCAUGCAGGCAUGUAAAUAUUCGUCCUGAAGUCACAGUAUUAAUGAACAAGAUCUUACGCAUCUGGGGAUGACGGCCACAUUUAUUUGUAUAUUGGUCAGUGCCAUGAAAGAGCACUUUUAGAGUGGAUUGUGGCUCAAGAGCAAGUCGACCCACCAGAAAUAUUUUUAUAUGUUAAUGUCAUAUUGCGACAAUGUUGCUGGGGGAAAAGAUACCCAGAAACUAAACAGACACUUGAUGUAUCAGUCCAAUACCACGUACUAAGUGAUAAAAAGUUGAAGUCGUUUGUCCUUCCUAUUCACCGUGUCUUGGGCAAGGACAAGUUAUGUGUUAUUUUUAUUGUCUUUAUAAACUCUACAACAUAUGUUCUCCAACUUCGUGCUCAUAACUGGAAGUGAGCUACAACAGAGUGCUUAUAACAUAUUAAGCAAUCUUCUUUGCUCUGCAUACUUCUCCAGGUUUUCCCUUUAAAGACAACCCUGAAGUUUAGGUUCAUCAUUCGAGACGAUGCUUUCUUCCUCUGUAAGGUUUUCUGCCUAUAUUGAUCAGGAACCAAACAUGCCUAAAAUUCCUCAGUUGAAAAUAUUUUUGAUUGUCAAAAUAAUACCUGUGAUCAAAAUAAACAAAGGGACAAACUACGUUAUAUUUCCCACAAGUUCACCACAAGGAUUUGCAGCCAUGAGGCAGCUGUGAGUUCCCAGCGGUGACUCCAUUUAGAAACACUGAAGGGGGCCCAUUUUGGAUCAGGAGCUUUACACCAGGCCGGGGGUGGGGGGUCACUCAGGCAGAAUGCAGUGUGUAGUUUGGCAUUAAUCCUGUUUUAAAAUCUCAACCACCCAUUUAUCAUUGGCUGGUUUUGAUCACAACAGUGGGACCUUGAAUAUUGCAUGUCUUACAUUAGGCCCCCCAUUAUUUUAUGCCUAAAAUGCUUUUUAAAUUUGCCUCAUACAAUUUAAAGGAAAAAAUUAAGAACUAUCUUGUUGUUAAAGUAUUAUUCCACAAUACUUUUAUAGUAAAUUUUGGUUAGUUCUUUAGAAAUUGUACUAUCCUUUCAGAUAAUCUGUACUCCAUUUUUUAAAAAGAAUUGUGGUCUUUAAAAGUUUAACACCUAUGAACCUAGAUGGACUUCAUGGCAAACUUCUAAAUCUGAGAGAAGAGAGUUCAAAACACAAAACAAAAGCUAAAUGUGAAAUCUGUAAUAGUGUCUGUCAUCACUCUUGUUCCCUUCAGAGAGUCUCACCUGUAAGUAGGUUUAACUGUUUCCUACCAUGUAUACUUUCCAGACUGUUCAGUAUGCAUCAUUGUUUGGUACAAACGUAAAUGGAAAUGCUGAGAAUUAUGAGGAAAAGAAGUAUAUCUUAUUAAAACAAAUGUAAAUAUUACAGUUCAUGAAAUGCUACCGUAUGAUGAAUUUGGGUUUUUGCCCCUCUUUAGUUAAUCGAAGGUUUUUCCUUUUGCCUAGAUUAUGAAGAAACAUUGUGUUCAUGUUAUUGUUUAUAUGCUUUUUUUUUGGUAAUCUUAAAGAUAUUAAUGUCUAGUUGUUCUAUAUUAUAACCAUCUUUGCGCUCUAUGCAAGCCCUUGGAACAGAACAUUCUCAUCUUCGUGUAGGACCUAUGAAAAUUGUCUAUUUUUAUCUAUAUAUUUAAAGUUUUCUAAAAAUGAGAAAAAAAGGUUAUUAUGAAUUUUGUUGUACAAAAUCUGUACAAAAAAAAAAUCUGUUUUUACAUCAUAAUGCAAGAAUUGGAAAAUUUUUCUAUGGUAGCCUAGUUAUUUGAGCCUGGUUUCAAUGUGAGAACCACGUUUACUGGUAUUGUAUUUAAUUUUCUUUUUUUUCCCCCUCCUCCUCCUUUUCAACA